Molecule: messenger RNA, 3030 nt
Organism: Brassica napus (rape)
Lineage: Eukaryota; Viridiplantae; Streptophyta; Magnoliopsida; Brassicales; Brassicaceae
Product: auxin-responsive protein SAUR71
Exons: 1
Coding region: 1001-1312 (103 amino acids)
Biological process (GO): response to auxin
Source: RefSeq, a predicted model, not a curated record
UUUGUCGUGUUUUUAUAAACUUCUCAAGUUUGUAGGGAACCGAAACUUAUGAAUUUUGGAAGAAGGUUUGAUAAAUGUUUAUGUAAGUAUAGAAAAUGUAUUGCAUAUCUAUAUUAUUAGAUGUCUGAGUUUCAAAAAAAAAAUUCUAUAUUAGAUGUCUAUAUAUGUGAUCCCAUGAAACAUUAUUAUAAACAAUCAACUAAGCGGGAUCAGUGUAACUAGUGUUAGAGUAAUGUUGUUUAUGUGCUCGUACAUGAAGUCUAGUUUAAUAUUUUGCCAGAAGUUUUCUAAGUUUCUAGUACUAUGCUAAGAAUGAUCAAAAUUCAAUCAAAUUUAGGCAAUCUUAAGUCAAAACAUGUGAUUUGAAUGAUAUAACCCCAAAGCUUCCUUUGUUGAUUUAUAUUUAGGGAUUUUUGUUAUACUAGAAGUAUACGUUUUUCAUCAUGUUUUACUUGGUGACUUUAUUCUUUUUCUUUAAAACCAGAAAUAUCAAAUAAACGAAAUUUAACCAUAUACUUAUCUACAAACGCGUUAAGCGAACUUUUACACACAAAAGGUUGCUCAAUAAACGGGUAAAAUUCGAACAAUUAUCAACCAACGGCACUUGGCAUCAGCAAGGCGACAUACAAGUUGAUGAUAGUUACGGCCAAUGGGUAUGCAUGGUUGCUAAGUAAAAUAGAUAUACAACACCGGCAAUCAUUCACAUAAAUCAUUCGCAAAAAUAAAACGUUACUUAUUAUCAACCAUUUUGCCACCGUAUUCUCUAUCUCUUUUGGUCUAAAUUAAAAAAAGACAAGUCCCUAAAAAAAUCAAAAUCAAUGCGUAUGACAGAAAGACAGUACGAACCCAUUUCCCGCGUUUCUCCCGACAUUCCAGUUUGUUUCAUAGACUCAAAAGUCUUAUAAAUAUAUCUACCAUACUAUCCAUAAAACGUCAGAAGACUCGCAAUCUCAAAACCCAAAAACCAAAUAGUUAGAAGAAAAAAAACAAUCCAAGGAAUAUGAAAAGCGCGGUAAAAAAGCUACUAUGUUGCGGAGCUAAGAGCUUUUCCCACAGAGCGAGAUUACCAGAGGAAGGACGAGUCCGCGUAUAUGUCGGAAACGACAGAGAUACGCAAUGCAAGCUAGAGAUGGAUGCUGAUUUCCUGACCCACCCUUUGUUCCAGGAACUCCUCCGGUUUUCUGAAGAAGAGUUUGGUUACUCAUACGAUGGCGCUUUGAGGAUCGCCUGCGAGAUCAAUACGUUCAUCGACAUGAUCAAUUUCCUCAAGUCCACAACUCAUUUCACUUAUAAUAACAACACUGGUUUUUGAAGAUAAUAUUUUCUUCUACAUUAUUUUGGUUUCUUCAGCAGAGAAUUAAAGAGGUUAUAUUCUAAUAUUUUCUUUUAUUAUUUGGGAGUAAAUGCCAGUGAGAAAUGUAGGCAUGUGGAUUUCAUCUCGAUCUCAAUUAUUUUUCCUUCUUUUCUUGGGAAAUUGAUACACAUGAUUUAAUGUUGUAGAGCUAUUUUUUCGUGUCAAAGUUCUAUGAUGAACCCUUCUUUCCCAUCAAUGUACCUUUUUCACUCCAUGAUUCACGAUAUAUAUUCCAUUAUACAUGACUAUAUUCAUUUACCAAUCUACAUAUGUUGCAAAUACGCUUUUGCACUAUAUUCUAGGUAAUUGGCUUACUUAUUCUUAGGCUCCGAAUGGUAACUGCGGUUUGAGCGGUGCGGAACAAGCGGUUCAACUGCGGUGCGGAGCGGGGCGGUUGUAAACAUUUGAAGCCUUAGUUUCACCUAUGGUCCCCUAAAUUUCUUAUCAAUCUUAUAAUUUUUUAUCAACAUUCAUUCUCAAAUCGAAUAUGUUUUUUAUAACUUCCAACGUAAACAUUCUACAAAUAUGUCUUAAUCCUAAAACGGGAAAACCCGAACAAAACUCAGCUCAAGUAGAAACGAAAUUAUUUAAAACAUAUCUUUUUCAAAUAUUUGACACCACUCUAUAACUUCUACAUACGCAAUUCUUCGAGGUACCUGCAAUAAUGCCUAGUGAAGGAUGAAUAAGUUAUUUAACCUAGUGAAAAUAGGUUUUAGGAAUUCAUGAACUCAUCUAAAAUAACACAAUACAACAACUACAACUCAUAAGGUAAUAUUUAAACCAGUGAACAUUCUUGAAACAUCCAAGUUUUUGAUAAAUAUUAAAAGGCUCAAUAGAAUUGAUUUGACUAUCUAUGUCUUCAAAUUGCAUUUAUAUUUUUGGACACACAUAUAAAGAAAACUCUCGAGUUAAACAUACUUAAUCUGGAGUAGUCAAAUGAUAGAUGACCUAUUAGGAAGUUAUUCGUGAUAACAUGCGAGUGAGUUUAAAACACGGAAAAAUAUUAUAUGGUGAUUACAUAAUCAAUAACAAAUGUUUUAAGCCUCCGAAAAAUUAAUAUACCAACCGUCAAAAAAAUUGAAACCACGGGCCGAGUGAACGGGUGUGGAAAGUCCACUAUCUGUGGACAGCCGGGGCAUGGCAUUAUCACAAAAGAGGCUCAUAAUAUCUACAAGACUACAUACUUUCUAUUCUCAUCAUUGGUGCGCUAUAGCGCAUUCUGCACCUACAUCAAGUGCCCUUUAAGCAGAUGUGCCAGCUAUUGUCCGCCCUCAUAGCAUUAGGAUCCAAAUCAUCCCCUUACAACAAUCAAACAUUCUCUUGGAACUUUAUCACAUUUGCUAUAAUCGCUACAUAUGUGACAGUUCUAUUAACAAUACUACUCACCAGAAUCAUCAUUCAAUCAUCAAAGAAUAAUUGUAAGUUUAAGCAACCAGAAAAGUUCAGGACCCGAAGGUAAACCCCGUCUCUUUCAGAGGAGAUGCCAACCAUCUCUCAUGUCUAUAACAUAAGCGUCUAAAACCCUUGUUUUAUAGGCUUUAACCUAUUACAAUUAAGGAUAAUAUCUGCUACACCUAGUGACUAACAACUUGGAGAUAGAGGCUCUCAUUUGGGUAACAAAAUGUAUGAUGCAUCUAAGAUAGUUUACUGUUACAUUUGCAACAGAUUGUUCUCCG